CCUAAAUAAAUUAUGAGAGGGGGAGCGAUGGAAGGCGCGGUGGCAGCUGCGGAUCAAUCGCUCGAUCCUGCCGCUGUUCCAUCGGCCUACUCUUCCUUCUCGAAUCUGCCGCUGGUAGCAGCCUUCGUUUCGUUCGUGGCCGCGCAAUCGCUCAAGAUCGUCACCACCUGGUACAAGGAGAAGCGGUGGGAUUUGAAGAGAAUGGCUGGAUCGGGGGGAAUGCCGUCGUCGCAUUCCGCCACUGUGAUCGGGCUCACUGUUGCGAUUGGGCUCCGGGACGGCACUGGAGGAUCUCUCUUUGCGAUUGCGCUGGUCUUGGCGAGCAUAGUUAUGUACGAUGCGUCUAGUGUCAGGUUUCAUGCUGGGAGGCAAGCCGAGGUGUUGAACCAGAUAGUGUUUGAGCUACCACCGGAGCAUCCUUUGGCAGACUCUAGACCCUUGAGAGAGCCUCUUGGACAUACUCCACCACAGGUUGCUGCCGGUGCUGCUCUUGGGUGCAUCAUCGCCUACAUCUUGUACUUGAUAUCCUUACUGGGAGUUUGAUCGGUGGUAUAUAUUGUUAAGCUUCUGAUUACGAGUGGAUCUGUGCUAACGUGAUACCAAUUUUCACGUAGCGAGGUCUGCGAGAAUCUCAGCUGAUUCAGGUACUUGUAAAACGAUUGCCUUUUAAUGGAUCUGCGUGUUUUAUUUU
This is a messenger RNA of Selaginella moellendorffii, 691 nucleotides long. RefSeq lists its product as uncharacterized. The record is from RefSeq and is a predicted model, not a curated record. The transcript is spliced from 5 exons. Lineage: Eukaryota; Viridiplantae; Streptophyta; Lycopodiopsida; Selaginellales; Selaginellaceae. Bases 13 to 543 code for a protein of 176 amino acids.